Urocitellus parryii (Arctic ground squirrel) is the source of this 1994-nucleotide messenger RNA. It is a transcript of the gene Sap18, whose product is annotated as Sin3A associated protein 18. Lineage: Eukaryota; Metazoa; Chordata; Mammalia; Rodentia; Sciuridae. Gene Ontology annotation, cellular component: nucleus. Gene Ontology annotation, biological process: negative regulation of DNA-templated transcription. Gene Ontology annotation, molecular function: transcription factor binding; transcription corepressor activity. The record is from RefSeq and is a predicted model, not a curated record.
AUGCUCGCUGCGGGGGUCGGAGGUCAGGGCGAGCGUCUCGCGGGCCGAAGAAGGAAGAUGGCGGUGGAAUCGCGCGUAACCCAGGAGGAAAUUAAGAAAGAGCCAGAGAAGCCAAUUGACCGCGAGAAGACAUGCCCGCUGCUGUUGCGAGUCUUCACCACCAAUAACGGCCGCCACCACCGAAUGGAUGAAUUCUCCCGCGGAAACGUACCCUCCAGCGAGCUGCAGAUCUAUACUUGGAUGGAUGCAACUUUGAAAGAACUAACUAGUUUAGUAAAAGAAGUUUACCCAGAAGCUAGAAAGAAGGGAACACACUUCAAUUUUGCAAUUGUUUUUAUGGAUCUUAAAAGACCUGGCUAUCGAGUUAAGGAGAUUGGCAGCACCAUGUCUGGCAGAAAGGGGACUGACGAUUCCAUGACCUUGCAGUCGCAGAAGUUCCAGAUAGGCGAUUAUUUGGACAUAGCCAUUACCCCUCCAAAUCGAGCACSGCCUCCUUCAGGGCGUAUGAGACCAUAUUAAAUUACAUUUACUAUCUCUCAAAUUUAUUUUUCAGCCAGUUAUGUAAAAUAAACUUACAUACUCUUUCCUCCCCUGAUUUUUGCCAUUAAGCCUUUAAAUUCUAAACAAAUUGUAAUGCAUCUAUUUAGGAGUUAGAUUUGGAUAUACUAUGGGUAUAGAUAUUAAUAGAAAGUCUGUAUGUUUCACGCCUCUGUAAAAUAUGAAGAAAAGUGCUCUUAGCAUUAUGUGUACAACUGUWAAAUAUAUAUGUACAAUCAGUCUGAAUGUGAAAGUCAAUGGAGGCAUGGGAAUAGGGUUUCAUCUCUUAUGAAGUUUAUACAAAGUAGUGCAGGCGGCUCUUCCCAAAGGUGAAGAAUAAAAAUACUGAGAUUAUGAAAUUUAGCAUGAGUUUGGGCUGUAGACUAGAGUAUGCAGUUAGAAAAAUGACCUAWGACAAUGAGGCAGCAGAGGCUUUUUGGAAUGGUAUGAGCUUCAGCAAGUUGAAGGAAUUGUGUUGGAAGACAUGGCCUGCCUUGGUUUGGGUGCUAAAGAAUAGUGUUAUGGUGAGGAUUUAUAUGCUUUAAAAUGGAGGCUAGGACAUUUUGAAGGCAGGAGCCAAUAUCUUUAAGAUCUGAAAAACUGAGAAAGGGACAAAAAAAGAACCUCUUACACAUCCUGUGCUGGGGGUUAGUGUAUGAUUUGAGAGGCAUUAUAACACAGUGAUUAAGACCAAUGUACAAAGCAUUGAAAUUCUGAUUGUACCAGUAGCUCUGCAACCUUAGAUGAAUUACUUGAGUCAAGUGGGGGGGGGCAGCUGGUGGUGGUUUUCAAUGGAGACACUAGUCUAUAGGGUUAUGAAAGUUAAAAAAAGACCUAGGAUAGUGGUUGGUGGAUUAGAAACAAUAAAUACUGGUUAUUAGCCAGAAAAAAAAGAACUUAGUUAAAACUGGAAAAUUAUCUUAAUGCAUUGUUUCUCAUUUUGAAGUUUAUGAACUAGAUAAAAAUGUGUAGAAAGCCUAGUUAUUUUUAGUCUGACAGUAGAAAAUUGAAAUCCCCAAAUGAUAAAAGUGCUAAAAAUGUGCAAGUAGUCUCAGUAAAGUGAGUUUUAUCUUGUGCAUACAAAAUAGUCAUUUAAAAUCUGAUUCUGUCAGAUUGGUGUCCCUGUUACAGUGAGUCCAGAAUUUCAGAUGACUAGAUCUUAGUGGUUYUUUGYUGUAGCUUACUCCAAACCCUUAGCUUAUAUAUUCAUUCAGRCUAGAUGGACCUGAGUUACUAACCUUUUGGAGAAUAGCCAUGAUUAUCUUCCUGUUUSUGGGACAUGAAARGGGGGAUGAUUUACUAUUUAGAUCCAAAGGGUGGGAACCACAUUAAGGACCUUCAGAAGCCAAUUUUUUCAUAUGGUGUGAUCUCUUAUCUUACAAGGGCUCUCCUGUUAAUUCAUGUUAUUUUCUCACUAGUUUUAAAAUAAAGUGGUUUAGCUGGUUUGCCCAAUUCUA